Molecule: messenger RNA, 2003 nt
Organism: Nothobranchius furzeri (turquoise killifish)
Lineage: Eukaryota; Metazoa; Chordata; Actinopteri; Cyprinodontiformes; Nothobranchiidae
Product: vasodilator-stimulated phosphoprotein
Biological process (GO): axon guidance; actin cytoskeleton organization; neural tube closure
Molecular function (GO): SH3 domain binding; profilin binding
Source: RefSeq, a predicted model, not a curated record
CACACACACACACACACACACAUACACACACACACACCUUAGGCCACAAAAAAUAUCAUUAUUAUGUAGUUAGACAGAACUAAAUGACAAGGAGGAGGAAUCUGAGUUGUGCCAUUUAGGCAGGUAGAAAAUGACAGAAAGUGGAAAUUAAAACAAGUGAGAGAGAAGAACAGGAAGAGGAAAAACUGCGUAGGAAACAAGCAUACAGAGGCAGAAGUGCAAGUCUUUUGUGUCAUGAGAGGGAGCAGCGGAGGUGCUCCGACACAAACUCAGCAGGACAAACAUUUGAAAGGACCGAGGAUGAAAUUUCCUUCACAAAGUUCAUGAACCAAAAGAAACAAACGGUCACAAAGCAGGUGAAUCGUUGGAUUUUGUGUGCAGAUUUAAAAUGGGUGAGUCCAGUAUCUGUCAGGUCAGAGCAACAGUCAUGAUGUAUGACGACGCCACCAGGCGCUGGGUUCCAGCAGGCUCUGACGCCGCCCACCUCAGCCGUGUCCACAUUUAUCACAACCCUGCAGCAAACACCUUCAGAGUGGUGGGCCGCAAGCUGCAGGCUGACCAGCAGGUGGUGAUCAACUGUUCCAUUGUCAAAGGGACCAAAUAUAACGAAGCCACACCAAAUUUCCAUCAGUGGCGAGAUGCCAAACAAGUGUGGGGGUUGAACUUUGGGAGUAAGGAAGAUGCUACAGCUUUUGCUGCCUCCAUGAUGCAAGCAUUAGACUCUCUCAGUGGUUCAGGGUCCCCUCAGAAUGGGCCGUCCCCGCAGCAGCUGGAACAGCAAAGAAGGCUGGAGCAACAGAAGCAAGAACAGCUGUCCAGGGAGAAUAAGAAGCCUGAUCCACCUGCUCCUCCGCCCCCCCAUACAGCUGGUCCAUCAGCCCCCCCAGGACCACCACCCCCACCGGGCCCACCCCCACCACCCUGUGGAUCCGGCCCUCCACCACCUCCUCCACCACCUCCUCCUCCUCUUUCUGGUGGUUUGCCCCCAGCACCUCCCCCACCCCCAGCUGGAGGAGGAGGUGGAGAAGCAGGAGGCAAAAACGAUUUUGCAGCAGCUCUUGCAGGGGCCAAAUUGCGUAAAACAACAAAGGAUGAGGGCGCAGGAGCAAGCCCGGCUUCCAAACCAGUGCCCUCAUCUGGAGGAGGAGGAGGAGGAGGCGGAGGGGGAGGAGGAGGAGGAGGAGGAGGUCUAAUGGGAGAAAUGAGUGCUAUCCUUGCAAGGAGGAGGAAAGCUGCUGACAAACCUGCAGCAGCAAAGGAAGAACCUUCCAAUGAAGAAUGUGGCUCCUCAGGAUCAAAAUCAUCAGAAGCAGCUGAACUCAGUCAACCCAAGGAAACAUCUGCCUCAGCAUCAAGGUCCAAAUCCUUCAGCACCACUCAAAAAGAGUGUCCAAGUCCCAGAUCCAGUCCAUCUCCCUCCUCUAACUCUGCUCCACUGCUCAGGUCCAAGGUGAAGAAGAGCUCUGAAGGUCCAGAGGGUGAUGCUGAUUUGGAACAAAUUAAACAGGAAAUCAUCGAGGAAGUCAAAAAAGAACUUCACAAACUAAAGGAGGAGAUAAUCAGUGCACUGAUCGAUGAGCUUCACAAAGGAACACUUCCCAGUUAAGCCUGUUGGUGAUGCAUCUGUUGACAGAUCUGCAGAGUUACAGCAUUAUGGAGAACGUAUUAAUAAAUAGGACUGUCAUUAGAAUGUCUCAUAAAUAUCUGAGUGAAUUCAUACUAGGCUACAUGAACCAGAGGCAUACGCCCAUUAGACUGUUUUGCAUGUGGCUGGAAAUAAUAAAAAAGUCAUUGAAUUUGUUUACUUGUUUUGUUCGUGUGUGUGUGCGUGCACAUGCAUGCAUGAGUGUGUUCGCUGUAACGUCCAAGAUAAGCUUUAAACAACGACACGUGUUCUUUCCACACUGGGGACACAACCUUGAUGUUUGAGGCUUGAAAUCUGAUUUCUGAAUAAAGUCAAAGGUCCAGUUUCAGACCUCAACAAAUAAAGGAGUCUGACACAA